AUGAUAAUGAGUAUCCAGCAGUGCCCCCCCUUCUACAAUUUGGUCUCGCGUUAUUCUGUUCUCGAAGACUGUACUAAAUACAUAAAUCGAGCAGUGCGUAUACACUAUACUCCAAAAUCUGCGCGAAGUCAUCGCCGACUAUCCAUGAAGAUCCUUACGGAAAGAGAUGCAUUUUUGCUGGACUUUGAGGUUUUCCAGCAUCUACGCGACUUGAAGAAAACUUAUAACUGGACAUUUACACCGGAGGAAGAAGCUCAGAACAACAACAAGAGGAAACGUUUCACUGCGGCAGGGCUCGACUUGGAAGUUGUCACGAGAGAUAUCACAGCCUACUUCAGUAGCAAUGCGGCAGGUCUGAUCCCAGACGAAAAGGCUUUUACAGAGCUAAUGACUUUUUUGAACGGCUUCGACUUGAUGAAGGUUGAAAAACUUCAAAUCGUCAACUCAUUGCCUCGUUCCAUGGUGCAUUUAUACGGAUUGGUGGAGGAAUGUGAUCAGCGCUUUGAUGAAGAAACAUGUGAGUCCAUCUUGGCCAAAAUCAAUGAGUUGAUGCCUGUAGAGGCUGACGAAGAAGAAGAGGAGGAGGGAGAAGAGGAGGAAGCAGAGGAAUAA
Clavispora lusitaniae ATCC 42720 is the source of this 612-nucleotide messenger RNA. Its product is annotated as DNA-directed RNA polymerase III subunit. The record is from RefSeq and is a predicted model, not a curated record. Gene Ontology annotation, molecular function: nucleotide binding. Lineage: Eukaryota; Fungi; Ascomycota; Pichiomycetes; Serinales; Metschnikowiaceae. Gene Ontology annotation, biological process: transcription initiation at RNA polymerase III promoter. Gene Ontology annotation, cellular component: RNA polymerase III complex.